This is a messenger RNA of Pocillopora verrucosa, 630 nucleotides long. The record is from RefSeq and is a predicted model, not a curated record. Lineage: Eukaryota; Metazoa; Cnidaria; Anthozoa; Scleractinia; Pocilloporidae.
AUGAAAACCGCCUUAAACCAGGUAUUCUUGAUUUUGUUGUUAAAUGCAUUCAGUGCGAGAUGUGAAGUCGAUCAAGGUUUCGGCAACUACAUGCAAUACUUUUACAAAAGAACCCCGCCAAGUCUUACUCGGAGUUUCGCUGAACCGCCCAAAAGCAUCUGCCAACGGUAUAAGAAUGCAUACCGCUAUGCCACACUGUACAGCACCAGCUUAGGGAUUCCCCUUUAUUCAGCUUACACCCUGCCUGAUCCUUGUUCGGGUUCUCCCGAGCCACAGAGAAGGUCCACAUGGUUUGUCGAGCCUCAGCUCCUGGUAGCCGCUGACACCAGAUCUAAGACAAAUAUGGAGACAGCUUCCCAGCAAAAUGAACGCUACAAGACAGUACAGGCGAUAAACGUAGACUACUGUAACACAGCCAUGACCUCGCUGGAGAUCGUUACGAAGCGGCCAAAAUUUUUUGUUGAUGACUGCAAUGAAAAUACGGCAAAAUCAAAAACUACACGAGCUCAAGUUGUAGCUCCUGUGAACGUACGAUUGGCAAAUGCAACAAAUGAAAUAAGAAGGUUGGAGCAGUCAACUAUUCCUCCAAAGAAACGCGAAGUCUUUCAUGAGGUAUUGGAUUUGAUUUAA